CCUGCAAGACUCAGGAUGUGCGGUCUUGCUGUAGCCGUUGCUGUAAAAGUGCACACCUGUCAGCGCGACACAUCACGACAGAAAAGGAGGGGGUCGGUAGGCAACAUGGCGGCGGCUGCGGCCGGUGUGGGCCGGCUGGAGGAGGAGGCUCUGCGGCGGAAGGAGAGGCUGAGGGCCCUGCGGGAGAAAACCGGGCGUAAGGACAAGGAAGAGGGGGAGCCAAAAACCAAGCAGCUUAGAGAAGAGGAGGAGGAAGGCGAGAAGCACAGGGAACUCAGGCUGCGGAACUACGUCCCGGAGGAUGAGGACCUGAAGAGGAGGAGGGUACCCCAGGCCAAGCCGGUUGCAGUGGAAGAGAAGGUGAAGGAGCAACUGGAGGCUGCCAAGCCAGAGCCCAUCAUAGAGGAAGUGGACCUGGCCAACCUCGCCCCCCGGAAGCCUGAUUGGGACCUCAAGAGGGACGUGGCCAAGAAACUGGAGAAGCUAGAAAAGCGCACCCAGAGGGCCAUCGCCGAGCUGAUCCGGGAAAGGCUGAAAGGCCAGGAGGACAGCCUCGCCUCUGCAGUGAACGCAACCACCGAACAAGAGGCCUGCGACUCCGACUGAGGCGCACCCUGUGCCCUGUCUGCCAUUGGGCCUGUCCUGUAGGCACAGCUCUGGCCACUGCAAGCAAGACAGAGAUCUUCCAUCCACUGGGUCACUCUCCAAAUGGCCACAACAGUUGGGAUUAGGGAAAUGCAUCAGUGGGUGGGCACUCAAUCUGUCUCUCUGCCUCUCAAAUAAAAAAAAAUUAAUAAACUCAAGAGCUAAAUAGUAACUCAAAGAAUAGACUAACAGAUGGGAAGUUAAAGCUGAGGAGGUCAUGUAGAAGGUGGUGAUGAGCCCUGAAGAGGGCGAAGUGGAGAGAAGAUUCAGACCAUUGCCAUACAGACAGGUGUGGCUUUAUAAAAGAACACCAGAGAAAGAGGGUGCUUGCAGUGCUGCAGGUUAAGCUGCCACUUUUGACUGCAACUUCCUGUGUUAGAGUGCUGUUUCCAUUGCUGGCUGCUCUACUUCCAAUCCUGCUUCCUGCCAGUGUGCCUGGAAAGGCAGCAGAUGAUGACCCAAAUGCUUGUGCUCCUGCCUCCCGCAUUGAUAAACCAGUAUUGAGUUCCUGACACCCGACUCUAGCCUGGCCCAGCUCUGGCUGAUGGGGGGCAUUUGGGGUAUAAACGGGGAUGGACGAUGUCCCCCUCUCAUUCUGCUUUCCAAUAAACAAAUCCUUUAAAAAAUAAAGUAAAAAGGAAAAUAGGAGUAUAUUUCUAAAAGAACCAGCCUGAUGGUCUGGAAAUAAAAAAUAUUGUCAUAGUAAUUAAAAACCUUGUGUCUGUGAAUUAGACAAAGAUGAAGAGACAACAGGUGAAUGGAAAACUAGAUCUGAAGAAAUUUCCCGGGGCCGACGCUGUGCUAUAAUGGGUAAUGUGGCAUGGGCAUCCCAUAUGGUGCUAGUUUGAUUCCAGGGUGGCCGACUACUGAUCCAACUCCCUGCUAACAUACCUGGGAAAGCAGCAGAGAAUGGCAUAAGUGUUUGGGCACCUGCACCUGAGUGGGAGACCCAGGAGAAGCUCCUGGCUUCAGUUUGGUCCAGCCCUGGCCGUUGUGGCCAUUUUUGGGAUGAACCAGCAGAUAGCAGAUCUCUCUGUCUCUCCCUAACUCUACCUUUCUAAUAAAAUAAAUAAAUCUUAAUAAAACAAAAGAAAUUUCCCAGAAUGCAGCCCAGCAAGAUAAAUAGAUUUGAUAAUAUCAGACAAGAGGCCGAGAGAUGAGGAGGAGAGAGAAAAUCUUGUGCAACAUGGAAUUGGAGCUCCAGAAAGCAAAAGAAGCAAAAAUGGGCAAAGGCAAUCCUAAAAAGCAGUGGCUAAGAACUUUCCAGGACUGUUGAAAAUCGGCACGCAGAUCCAAGAAGACCAGCACCUUGCACAGGAAACAUAAUAAUAAAUAGAAGUCUGUGUCCAUAUGCUGUUUUAAGUGGGUACUUUCACCUUGUGCAUAUUCAUUAAGUUUUACACACCUUGCACAUUUUUUACAUCUAUUCGAGCUUAGUAAACACAUUUGCUUACAAUUUUUCCACAUUCUGUUGCUGCAUACACAUUCCUCCAGAACUCAGCAGUUUAAAAUCACAACUGUGAUUUUGCAGUUUCUCUGUUUUAGGAAUCAGGAGUGGCCUUGCUAGGUGGCCGUACUGGAGUCUCUGGGGAAGCUGCAGUCACCUGAAGGCUCCCAAGACAGGGCUCACUAGGUGUUCUCGUGACAUGGCAGCUGGCUCUUCCCAGCGUGGCCAUCAUAGAAAGAAAGCAGGAGGGAACUGUGGGGCCUUUUAUGGCGUGGUCUUGAGAGUGAUAUUCGGGUUGUUGGAAGCCAGUCUGUCUUCAGCCAUGUUCACAGAGAGAAGAAAUGGGUUCUACCUCCUGAAGGGAGCACUGGCUGAGAGCCUCAGGCCUAUUCUAAAAUGACGUAGACCUAGCCACAUUCUAAUAAAAUCAUAGAACACAAAUACAAAGACUGAAAAAGACCUCAGAGAGGAAGCCACACUGCCUUGCAAGGACUAGACAGCAGUAGGUGCCUCAGCUAUGACUAAUGUUAACUACAGUGACAGAAAAUUGUCACCUUAGAAUCCACACCCACAGAAGUAUCUUACAAGAUGGUUUUAGACGAACAGAGCCAGGGACUUUGUCUCCAGGAUUCGUUAAAAGGAAAUCCAUUUCGGAUAACGAAAAUGUUCCACAAUUGAUUGUGGUGGUGCUCGCACUGAUCUGUGAAUAGGCCAAAAACCAUGGAAUUGUACUCCCUGAGUGGGCAGAUUGUAUGGCAACCUCAAUAAACUGUUUUUUCAAAACAAAAUAAGCGUUCUCUAUAAAGAUAUUUUUCCCCUAAGGGUGUCUUCAGACUGAGGGGCAUAGUCCCAACCAGGAAAUCUAAGACCUAAGGAAUGAAAGGGGCUGGCACUGUGGCAUAGCAGAUAAAGCUGCCUGCUGUGCCGGCAUCAAUUCAGCUGCUGGUUCAUGUCCUGGCUGCUCCUAUCCGGCUCUCUGCUAUGGCCUGGGAAAGCAGUAGAAGAUGGCCCAAGUGCUUGGGCCCUGCACCUGCAUGGGAGACCUAGAAGCUCCUGGCUCCUGGCUUUGGAUCAGCUUAGCUCCAGCUGUUGCAGCCAUUUGGGGAGUGAACCAGCAGAUGGAAGACCGCUCUCUUUCUGCCUCUGCCCCAGCACUCCACGGAGUACACAUGGACCCAGGGACAAGAAUGCUCCCAGGAGCAGUGUUCAGGAUGGCAUGCUAUGCAUGCGCACACAGUCAAGACCAGGAGACGGUGCUGAGUAAAUUGUGGUCCUUGCACUGGAGUCCUCCAGAGCCUUGAAGUGAGCUGUAGCCAUGUGCAGCAUGAGGGGUUCCUGGAAAACAAGCUGUGGAGGAAAUAGAGCAUGAGUGUGACUUUCCUGGCUGGCAGAGUCCGCCCAAGUAAGGACACCUGUAAGUGGGCGGUGGAGGUGGGGCACAAGAGCCAGGCGGGGAUCGCCACUGCAGCCUUCGGUCAGCUCUGUAGAAGGACCCCUGGAGGUGUUGGUGGUGGUUUUUGAUUUUUUUUUUUUUUUUGUCUUGGCUAGAUGGGGGGAUUCAUUUUCUUUGUUCACGCUGAUGCACGUUGGCAUGUGAGCUGAAUUUCUCAGGUUUUAUUACAUGUGUGGUUCACUGUGAUGCGUGACAUUAGAACCAUUUAAGGAUAAGGAGGAGAUCACACAUGCUACUUGUAAAAAGAAGAAAGGGCAGGUUACCUUCCAAGGAUCGAGUUUCCCUUACCAACACAAGAGUCCAGCGGAGACAGAUUUCCUAAGUGCUGAGGAGACGUAAAUGUCAUUCUGCUUAAUUGUGACUAAGGGCAGGCCAGACACUAGCAGGCCUGUGACGCACAGUGAUUGCCAGACUGCUCUUUAGUGAAAGGACUGCUAAGGAUGUUCCAGCAAGAAGGAGGGGAGGCUGGCAAGGGGGUUGGGAGUCAAGACUACAAGGAAGGGCUCUUGUGUUAAGUCCAGGCUCCUCGAGGCCCCCAGGAAUGUCAGUCCCUUCUGUCUCCCCGGGUGGCAUUGGCCCUGCCCCAGAUUGCAGCUGCAGGCAGAAGGGCAGAGGUCAGCCUCCGUUACUCUGUCACAGGGCUGCUGCAGAGGUGAUAUUCUUGAAAUGACAGAGUUUUAGGCUGGUGCUGCAGCUCACUUGGCUAAUCCUCCGCCUACGGUGCCAGCACACCGGGUUCUAGUCCCAGCUGGGGCGCCGGAUUCUGUCCCGGUUGCCCCUCUUCCAGGCCAGCUCUCUGCUGUGGCCCGGGAAGGCAGUGGAGGAUGGCCCAAGUGCUUGGGCCCUGCACCCCAUGGGAGACCAGGAGGAAGCACCUGGCUCCUAGCUUCGGAUCAGCGUAGCGUGCCAGCCUUAGCAGCCAUUUGGGGGAUGAACCAACGGAAAAAGGAAGACCUUUCUCUCACUGUCUAACUCUGCCUAUCAAAACAAACAAAAAAGAAGUGACAGAGUUUUAGAUACGGAGAACAGGUGAGUGGUUGCCUGGGGUUAUGGAUGGUGGGGACAGGUGUGACUAUAAAGCGGGUAGCUCCAAGGAGAUAUUGGAGAAGCUGUGAGGGGAAAGUUUUGUGUCUAGAUGGUGGAAGUGCUUACAUAAAUCUACCUAUGUGUGCUAAAGUGGAAUAGAGCUGCACUGGUGGCAAACUCCUGAUUUUGAUCUUGUACUGUUGCUGUAGAAGAUAUAACUGUGGGGGAAGGUGAAUGAGUGUUUCAUAGGACCUCUCUAACACAUUUAUUUGAGAAGAGAGAGGGAGCAAGAAAGCUCCGAUCUGCUGGUUGACUUCCCAAAUGCCUGCAAUGGACACAGCUGGACUGGGGCCAAACCCAGGGACCAGGAACUGAAUCCAGUAUCAGGGAUCCGACUAUUUGCACCAUCACCACUGCCUCCCAGGGUCUACUUAGCAGGAACCUGGAAUCAGGAGCCAGAAUUGGGGACUGAACCCAGGGCAUAAAGGCAUCCUAAUUGCUAUGCUAAAUGCCUACUCCCUGUACCAACCUUUUAACUUCCUAUCAAUCCGUAUUUCAAAAUAAAAAGGUUUGGCGCAGGCAUUUUGUGCAGUGGUUAAAGAUACCUCUUGAUCCUGCAUCCCCUGUCGGAGUGUCUGUGUCUGUAUCCUGCCUCUGCUCCUGACUCCAGCUUCCUGCUGACGUGCACUCAGGGAGAUGGCAGGCAGUGGCUCACGUAAUUAAGUCCCUGCCACCCACACGGGAGACCUGGAUUGAAUUCCUGACUCCUGGCUUUGGCCUGGUUCAGGCCUUACUGUUGGGGGCAUUUGAGCAAUAAACCAUCAGAUGAAGGAUCUCUUUCUGCUUUUCAAAUGAAAUGAAAAUAAAAUUUAAAAAUUUUUAAAUAGGUUUUAAAAAUUAAGUGGUGAGCAAAGAAAUUACAAAGCCAUGUUGAUAAAAUAAAAUGCUAGGUUUUAAAAAAAUAUUUAUUUUGGGCCGGCGCCGCGGCUCACUAGGCUAAUCCUCUGCCUAGCGGCGCCGGCACACCAGGUUCUAGUCCCGGUUGGGGCGCCGGAUUCUGUCCCGGUUGCCCCUCUUCCAGGCCAGCCCUCUGCUGUGGCCAGGGAGUGCAGUGGAGGAUGGCCCAGGUGCUUGGGCCCUGCACCCCAUGGGAGACCAGGAAAAGCACCUGGCUCCUGGCUCCUGCCAUCGGAUCAGCGCGGUGCGCCGGCCGCAGCGGCCAUUGGAGGGUGAACCAACGGCAAAGGAAGACCUUUCUCU
This is a messenger RNA of Oryctolagus cuniculus (rabbit), 5831 nucleotides long. NCBI's taxonomy places the organism in Eukaryota, Metazoa, Chordata, Mammalia, Lagomorpha, Leporidae. The record is from RefSeq and is a predicted model, not a curated record.